This is a messenger RNA of Verticillium dahliae VdLs.17, 324 nucleotides long. RefSeq lists its product as uncharacterized. The record is from RefSeq and is a predicted model, not a curated record. NCBI's taxonomy places the organism in Eukaryota, Fungi, Ascomycota, Sordariomycetes, Glomerellales, Plectosphaerellaceae. Bases 1 to 324 code for a protein of 107 amino acids. The transcript has a single exon.
AUGCCUGGAUUCAAACAAGAUCACCACAGCCUGCACCUCACCAUUCUGGGCAUUUCUGUGAUUGUGAUGACAUGGCAGACAUGGCCAACGGAGCGUGAUCGUUGUGACGACAUGAUGGAGCGGGGAACGGGGGAUGAUGCUGAGCAGCUCGCGCCUCAGGGUGUCCAGGCUCAGGAUGCUCGGGCAGGUCGGGGUGCUCAAGCUCAGGGUGCUCAGCUCGUGCGUGGCCUGGACUCUGAUGUGUGUGAGUCUUCGUGUGAGCUGGCCGCUGGCCGCUCCACACUGCCUUUUCGCACAGAGUACUUCGUGGUAUGGGCGCAGUGA